GCAUUGCUUUCUCUCUGUGAUAUAUAAAUAAAUUCAUUUUCACACACAUAUUUUCUAAUCAUACCGUUCUUGAAUGAUUUGUUUCUUAAACACCAUGAAUGGAUGUCUUAUUGAAACUAUUUAUGAAAUAAAAAAUAGUUAUGCCAUACUUUUUAUCAUUGACAAGGCAUUUUUUUUCAAUUCAACAAGUUCUAUUGAAGUCCGCCUUUGAAGAGUUGUGUAUGAAUUGCUUCCUUGGGUCUUGGGUCUUGGGUGUUGGUUUGUCAAACAUAUAUACCUUCCCGAGCAAAAUCUGCAAUUUACUAAUUGAUUGGAAGCCGAGAAACUGUAAGAGAAAGCAAAGAAAUUGAAGCUACGUCCCCCUGCAGGCUGUUGAAGAAGAAGAAGAAGAUUCCAAGGAUUCAGUUUUUGCGGUACGGAGUUGAAAGCAAUAUUCUUGGCACCAGUUUCUGCAUACAAUAUCAAAUUAGGAACAUCUGGUUCACAUCCAAUUGGAUUGAAGUGGGGUUUGUGUUUUGCUUUGCCUUUUGCCCUCAUAGUGGAAGCACAUCUUCACUGAAAAAAAAUCAUUCUGAACGAGGCCUAGUUUUCCUUCUGAAAGGUUAUGGAUCAUAAGACUAAUGAUUUGGAAGAAACACGAAGUGGAUCGUUUGGCCGGUCAAGCAGCGCUGGCUCCUCAUUAAGAAGACGCUCUUGUGGUUUACCAGGUCCUGUGCCCCCUCAAAUGGAUGAUGACAUUGAGAGUGAGACUGUUUCACAGGCUGGAGAUAUUGGGGAUCGGGCACUUCACAGCAACAGGAUUAGUGAGAGUAGUAGCUUCCGCUUAUCUUUUGAUAACAUGUUAGACAAUGGAGUAGUGGUUCCCAUUCCAGAGAAUUCUUUAUUAAAACCACAUGAAAUUUGGUUUCGUGAUGCCACUGCAAAUACAGUCUCCCCUGCAUCUCCAUCGCCGUUAGAAAUCAUAUCUCCGCUUUCAUCAGAUGCCAUGGUAUACUCUGCAGACAAAGAUGAAGACAAUAAGAAAGAGUUGCCAUGGUUGGUGGAAUAUAUCUCAUGCCUCAUUCAUUUAGCUGUUCUUGGGAUUCUUGGGGCUUUAACAAGGUAUUUGCUGCAAAAAUUGUUUGGUCCUGGAGUUGCCAGCUUGACAAGCAACCAAAGUAUUCUGUACCUUGAUCUUCCUUCUAAUAUGGCUGGUUCUUUCUUAAUGGGAUGGUGGGGCGUUGUCUUCAAAGGAGAUAUAUCCAGUGUCUCAGAUCAGCUAGCCAUUGGAUUGACAACCGGUUACUUAGGAAGCCUUACAACCUUCAGUGGCUGGAAUCAGAAAAUGCUUGAUCUCAGUGUUGAUGGCCAGUGGGUUUUUUCUGUGCUUGGCUUUCUCAUAGGCUUGUUUCUUGCUGCAUAUUCAAUUAUUUUUGGUGUUGAGACUGCAAAGGGCUUUAGAUGGCUUCUUAAAAGGCUAAAUUCUGGUGGAAAACGUGGCAUCCUUAGAUCCAGCGGCAACUGGAGGGUGGACAGCUGUAAACGUCACUUAGCAGUUAUGGUGGUGGGGAUGCUGAUCCUGGGCUUGUUAUAUAGUCUAUGUGGAAUAUUGGAGAAAAGAGAGUUUCAAAGCGGAAGCAGUGAGGCACAGCUGUGGUUGGGUUGCAUGGUUGCACCUCUAGGGGUGUGGAUUAGAUGGUGGUUGGCCCGAUUUAAUGGACGUGGGUUAGGAAAAGCAGGUUUGUUCAAAUGGGUUCCUUUUGGGACUUUGAUUGCUAAUGUUUCAGCAGCUUCUGUGAUGGCAGGACUCUCUACACUGAAAAAAGCGGUGGAUUCCAAGAAUUGUGAUACUAUUGUGACAGGUAUAGAGUUUGGAUUUUUGGGCUGUCUGAGCACCGUUUCUACUUUCAUUGCUGAGUUUAAUGCCAUGAGAGAGAGCCAUCAUCCCUGGAGAGCAUAUGCAUAUGCCAUGCUUACAAUAUUUCUCUCCUUUGGCUUGGGCACACUGAUAUACUCGGUUCCCGUCUGGACGAAGGGAUACGAUUAGAUUGUAGAGACCAGUUUCUUGUCUUUGAUCUUUGAUCUUUCCUUCAUAUAGGCUUGACAUCAAGUCAACAUCAUGCGGAUUUUACAUCGUGCACAAACAAGAUCCUUGUGCUACCUGAGCAUGCUUCACAGGCCCCGAGGUGAACCUGUUGCUGGCACCAAAAAAUUGAGCUAGCCAAUCACAUUGUGCUCUAAUUCUGAUGCCGUGCUUCGAUAACGAAUAUGCUGUCUCUAGUGUGUUUUGUAAAGUCCAUACAAGUUGAGUUAGUUAUUGCUCAUGAAAUUGUAGUGAUCAGAAUAGCCCGCUUUGAUUCAAACUUGAAGAUUAAAUGAGAGGUUAUAAAGUUUUUUCGUGGCUAAGAUCACGGGUGUAACAGGGAAUCCAAGUUUGUAGUGUAUGUAUGAGAUCUUUGCUGUGACAGAAUACAAAAGCUUAGAUCAUUGGUACACUGUUUCUUCUCUGUUUUCUCGAUUGGCAGGGGUAUAUCAUAUUAUUAGAAAAGGAUGAAUAGAGUAUUCCCGC
Molecule: messenger RNA, 2548 nt
Organism: Vitis riparia (riverbank grape)
Lineage: Eukaryota; Viridiplantae; Streptophyta; Magnoliopsida; Vitales; Vitaceae
Product: fluoride export protein 1
Exons: 9
Coding region: 605-2026 (473 amino acids)
Biological process (GO): fluoride transmembrane transport
Cellular component (GO): membrane
Molecular function (GO): fluoride transmembrane transporter activity
Source: RefSeq, a predicted model, not a curated record